AUGAACUGCUCUAUCUUCUUCUUAGCUAUCUUGGUUUCUUUCCAAGCUAUCAUGGCUGUACCUACUUCUCUAAUUCCUCGGGUUGAACAAGAGAUUGGAGGAGAUACACCUAAUAAAAUUCAAGAAAGAUGCUACGGUAGUUUUUAUGGAAACUGGCUUCCAGGAUUUGGCUUAACAGCCAGUGGCCUUUAUACUUGUCCGUUUACUAGAGUAUUUUACAAUAGUAUCGUGUCAAGUCUUGGCUAUGGUGUUUGUAACACUUAUGUGAACAACUUUUCAUGGGGAAAUUGUGAUGUUAUGGGUAACUGCCUUACUGCGUAUACUAGCUUUCAAAACCUCUGGACCCCUGUAGGCCUUCGUCUACUGGCGGAUCAAUAUCUCAAGCAGAACAAAGAGCAAUCUUGA
Messenger RNA from Melampsora larici-populina 98AG31, 405 nucleotides. RefSeq lists its product as uncharacterized. The coding region runs from base 1 to 405 and encodes 134 amino acids. Lineage: Eukaryota; Fungi; Basidiomycota; Pucciniomycetes; Pucciniales; Melampsoraceae. The transcript has 2 exons. The record is from RefSeq and is a predicted model, not a curated record.